AUGUUUUUCGCCAUAGUCCUUUUAGUUGUUUUUCUCGCGGACAUACGGGUUGCCGGUUUGAAGAGCGGUGACGGUGUGCUAGAGAUUCGCGAGACGCACCCUACCGCCCACUUCCAAAUCUACGAUGCGCCCGUGGAAGUUAAGCCAUCUACCCGCCGCGCAAUUGACAACACGAAUGAGUCGCAAAGCAUCCACCUCGCCCUCGCUUAUCUGCAGAAAAGCCACGGGAUCCAGCCUGAAAAUGUCAGAGUUACAGAUGCUUACACCAAUAAAGACACUGGGAUUAGCCAUAUCUACGUACGUCAGACCUCUGACGGGCUCGACUUGCUCAAUAGUCUCACCAACGUGAACAUCGACGAUCAUGGAAGGGUCAUAUCGUCCUCCCAUGCCUUCGCACCGAUUCACGAGCUGCGCAAAAUAGUACGCUCGUGUAGGCGGAGCUUGACAACUCGCUCUGAUCAAUAUACCUCGCUGAAGUCUGCAUUGAAGACGUUAAGCAAGCACCUCAAUGCAGAAAUUGACGACGAUGCACUCCAAACAAUGCGUAUUUCUAUGCUGCCUUCCGAUGAAGCUCAUGCUCCUACGCUCGUCAUCGAGAAUAUUCCUAUGACUCUGGCUGAAGAUGGUGCAGCCACGGCUCAACAAUCAAUCAUGCGACGAUCGGACGGCUCCUUGGCUCACGUAUGGGACAUAACUCUCAGGCAGGCAAAUCACCGCUGGAAUGCAAGAGUUAAUACAGCAACGGGAGGCAUUGAGUUGCUGGCGGACCAAAUGCUACGAGUGGUUGGAAGGGGAUCUGAUACUAAGCCCGCUAAGUCUUCCACCGGCAGCACUCUGCAGAAGCGGCUGUCAUACCAAGUGGUACCUAUUACGAGACAAGACCCUAGAGACGGAUUUGAAUUCGUCGUGAAUCCAGAAACUGCAUCAAGUCCCAAUGGAUGGGUUUACUCGACCAAUACCUCUGGAAACAAUGCGUUGGCUUUCAAAGGAGCUCAAACGAAUGUGGCAGUUGAAACUAGCCCCGAUACCUUUGCAUAUUAUCACGAAGAUACCGAAUCACCAGCGACACCACAGAAUGUCGGUGUGGCCAUAACGAACGCAUUCUAUGUUGUGAAUUCCUUGCACGAUAUUCUCUAUAUUUACGGCUUUAAUGAAGCAACUUUCAACUUCCAAGACGAUAAUUUUGGGAGGGGAGGGCAGGGAAAUGACCGCGUCACUAUUUCGGUACAAGACGAUCGUGAUACCAAUAAUGCUGAAUUCUACACACCACCCGAUGGGCAAAAUGGCGAGAUGCGGCUUUUCCUCUUUGACCUCACUAAUCCAAACCGUGAUGGUGCAUUGGAAGACGACAUAAUUACCAGCUUAUACGCACAAGGCAUGGCAGAUCGUCUCACCGGUGGAGGAUCGGCAUCCUGCUUACAAAGUACAAUAUCGUCGGGCUUGCUGGUGGGUUGGGGAGAUGCUGUGGCAGAUUGGGUUGAACAGACGGAUACUGUACCAGACUUUACUCUGGGCACCUAUGUGGAAAAUAACCAACGCGGUGUACGAAGUCACCCAUACUCACGGGAUGUGUAUGUCAACCCGCUUACAUACACGGACGGUCCACCCUCAGCAGGGCAGACUCACAUCGGAGAAGUAUGGGCGAAUAUGCUGCACAACGUUUUAGCAUCCCUGGUAGAUAACCGUGGCUGGAGUAAUACUGGCCUAACCGACUCAAGUGGAACUCUCGGCAAUGUUGUGUAUAUGCAUUUGCUUGUGGACGGCUUGUCGAUACAGCCAUGCGAACCGACCUUCAUUACUGCGCGCGAUGCCAUUAUACAAGCCGACCAGAACAGAUAUAACGGGGAUCACUUUUGCAUACUCUGGCGAGUUUUUGCUAGUAGGGGACUUGGAUUUGGCGCCGCCGAGGAUAAUGUUAACGAGUAUUCGGUUCCACCAGGCUGCUAG
Molecule: messenger RNA, 1947 nt
Organism: Penicillium subrubescens
Lineage: Eukaryota; Fungi; Ascomycota; Eurotiomycetes; Eurotiales; Aspergillaceae
Exons: 1
Coding region: 1-1947 (648 amino acids)
Molecular function (GO): metalloendopeptidase activity; zinc ion binding
Source: RefSeq, a predicted model, not a curated record